CAGCUUGCAUAGUAUUCACAGGCAAGGAAAGGGAAAUGACAUGCCAGCUUCAGCAUUUCAUGUGCAAUAACUGUUUUGGGAGCUGUGUAGGGAUUGCACUGUAGCCUCUGCGGGAAUUUAAAGGGAGGAGGUAGGGGUGUUUCUAUAAAACAGGGUGCCAGAUGGCUGAAGGAAGCUACCCAAACAGUCAGGCUGGUAGUGCCGAUUUCCUUCAGAGUGAUAUUGGGGACGGCCUGGAAAUCCAUACCAGCCGGACUCAUUGUUUCAACUUCGGUGCCACAAAUAGAAAUCCAGAUGCAGAAACUGAGGCACAGAGAAGUGAAGUGACUUGCCCAAGGUUACCCAAUAGGCCAGUUGCAGAACUAGGAAAAGAACCCAGCGCAGGUCGUAAUCUGAAGGAGUGGCUGAGGGAGCAGUUCUGUGACCACCCUAUUGAGCAUUGUGAGGACACGCGGCUGCAUGAUGCUGCCUACGUGGGGGACCUGCAAACACUCAAGAGCUUGCUGCAAGAGAGGAGCUUCCAAAGUCGAAUCAACGAGAAGUCUGUGUGGUGCUGUGGUUGGCUGCCUUGCACCCCCCUGCGAAUUGCUGCCACUGCUGGCCAUGGCAAUUGCGUGGACUUCCUCAUCCAGGAAGGGGCAGAGAUCGACUUGGUAGAUGUGAAGGGGCAGACAGCCCUGUAUGUGGCCGUUGUGAAUGGGCACCUGGAAUGUGCAAAAAUCCUGCUGGAGGCUGGCGCGGACCCCAACGGGAGCCGGCAUCACCGCAGCACUCCUGUGUACCAUACCUCCCGCGUGGGCCGGGCCGACAUCCUGGCAGAACUGAUCAGGUAUGGAGCUGAGGUGGAUGUUAACCACCAUCUGGCCUCACGGAUGCCCGGCCUGUCCUCGCGCGCCCUCACCUCCCUGGUGGUCUGCCCUUUGUACAUCAGUGCUGCCUAUCACAACCUCCAGUGCUUCAAGCUACUGCUCCAAGCAGGAGCCAACCCUGAUUUUAACUGCUGUGGUAUUAUCAACAUCCGGGGCUCCCCGGUUUGCAUGAUGGAUGCUGUCCUGAGACAUGGCUGUGAUGCAGCAUUCAUCAGCCUCCUGAUUGACUUUGGAGCCAACUUGAACCUAGUGGAGAUGGAGGCCCUAGAUACAGAAUCAACAGGAAGAAUCAGAGUCAACACAGAAGCCUUUCAAGUGUUCAAAGAAGCCAGGAGCCAUACCAGGAGCUUGUUGUCUCUGUGCCGUGUAGCUGUGCGGAUAAUACUCGGCAAAUCCCGUCUGUGUCUGAUACGCUCCCUUCCGGUCCCAGACCCCAUCAAACAAUUUUUACUUUAUGAACAAAGUUAAACUGUCACCAGCUGUUUCGGGGACAGUUUUCUUUAAAAAUAUGAGUGAUCUGGUAAAAAAAAGUGCCAAUUCCAACCUCAGCCCAAUUAAAUAUCGUAUAGCUAUUAGUACAA
Molecule: messenger RNA, 1450 nt
Organism: Gavialis gangeticus (Gharial)
Lineage: Eukaryota; Metazoa; Chordata; Crocodylia; Gavialidae
Gene: ASB1
Product: ankyrin repeat and SOCS box containing 1
Exons: 6
Coding region: 162-1337 (391 amino acids)
Biological process (GO): intracellular signal transduction; protein ubiquitination
Cellular component (GO): ubiquitin ligase complex
Molecular function (GO): protein binding
Source: RefSeq, a predicted model, not a curated record